AUGUUUAUGAAUCAAACUUCUUUGAAAAUUUUAUAUUUUGAAUUUAAUGUAAACGACAACAUCCCUAAUAUUCCAUUUACCACUUAUCCUGGAGGGAAGGAUUGUUUAAGUAAUCUUUCUGAAUUUUCAUGUAGUUCAAAUUUAUAUCUUGAAUUUUUUUAUCAGAUAUCUCGAAUUUGUCAUAAUUUACAAUCACUAAAAAUAACUUUUGAAUAUUUCAUCUCAAAUGGAUUAACAGAAUUAAUUUCUGUUCAAAAAGAUUUAAAUUAUUUAGAUGAAUCUGACUUGGUUUACUGUAACAAACAUUUAGAUGAAAGGCAAUCACUAGCAAAAAUUCCAAACACAUUAACCAUUUUACACAUUGUUGGAAAACCCUGUCACAUGCAAUUGUCAUUUAUUUCUAAGCUCUCAAAUUUACAAGAACUUUCAUUAUCAUUUAUUAGAAAAAAAGGAUUAGAAGAAUUUAAAAAUCUUCAACAUGUUAUCCUUCCACAAUUACAAAUUUUAACUUUUAAAUAUAAAUGUCCCAAAGUUGGAUACCUGAUCAAUUUCUUAGAAAUCAAUGGAAAGAAUUUAAAAAAACUUGAUCUUGGAAAAAAUUAUUCUUUUAAUAAUUCAUUAAAUUUAGCUCGUGAAUUUUUAGAGAUGGUUGUAGAAUUUUCACCUAAAAAAUUUCACGAGUUAAAGUUAGAAAUGGGAUCUUACGUAGAUAUAGAAACAGUAUUUCAAUGGGGAUUAAAGACUAUCUUUAAACGCUGGGCGAAUCGUGUGCCAUGUAUUCCACUUUCUUUAACUAUUAUUACGAAAAUAGCAUGGACAAUUACAAUGGAUGAAAGAAAUGACAAAUUAAUUGAAAUGUAUAAAAAAUUAGGUGUUAAUAAAGAAAUUUAA
Funneliformis mosseae is the source of this 891-nucleotide messenger RNA. Lineage: Eukaryota; Fungi; Glomeromycota; Glomeromycetes; Glomerales; Glomeraceae. The record is from the annotation of a GenBank genome assembly.